UGUUUGUGAUUUCAAAUUCAAAACAAACAAUUUAUGUAAAAGUUUUUAUUAUUAUAGUAUAGAUUAUUCUACUUAACAAGUUAAAAUGGUUUUUAAAACGUUCCACAAAGGGAAAUAUUUCAUAACAUUCAAGAGAGGUUUUGAAGAAUCAAAAAAAGAUUUAACUUUAGCAGUGGACAAACUUUAUGAAAACGAUAGUUUGCGGAUAACUCUCGCAGACGAUGACGACCCAACAUUCUUAUGUAGAAUUAAUUUGACGCGAUGCGACUAUGAAGAUCUGAAAAAACAACAAGGACUUCUUAUUGACUUCGACAACUUUCCUUCUCAAGUUGUGAGACUGCUGCAGCAGUGCGCCUCGAAUAAUAUGUUUUUGAUUGUACAACAAAUAAAUCCAAUACAGUACAACUUUGAAGUAGUAGAACACAAUGAAUUCAGACGUCUCAUCCACUUAUCCUUAAAAACUGGACCAGCUUGUGACAGUGACGUCAAACAGCACAUGGCAGAAACUAUUGGAGAAUUAAAAAAAUCACUGGCAGCUCUAAAGAGUUCAGCAUCUAGCAAUGAAAUGAUGUGGCAUGAUAAAUGUCUAAAGAUGGAAGCAAAGAUUCAUGACCUGACACUUACUGUGUCUAAAAUGGAAGAAGAUAAACUAAGACAUGAGAAGGAAUUUCAAGAUGCUUUAAAGAUGGAAAAAGAUCGUCUUGCACAGGAAAAAUUACAAUUACAAAGAAGUGCAGAAAUAAACACUAACAACCUGCUUGCAGUAUCUCAGGAUAAUUUAACCAAAAAAGAGAAAGAGAUUCAGGAGUUAACACAGAAUAUAAAGCAGCAUAAAGAUAGUAUUACACAGUUGGAGUACCAGAUUAGUGAUAAAACUCAGAGAACGAUUUUUUUAGAAAAGGAAGUGCAGAAGACCCAUAUAGAGGUUGCAACAUUAAAAGCUAAGAAUGCAACUCUAGAAAAAGAUAUCUUAGAGAAGGAAAAGCUAAUUAACCAAGUCAAUUCAAAAUGUGCAUAUUUAGAAAAGGCAGUUAAGGACAGUUUAGAAAACAUCGAGAAAUUAAAUGAAACCAUACAGACUCAGAAAAUGGAAAAGGCUAGUCUUGAAAGACGUUUGACUUUAAGUGAAUCUCUGGUGCACAAAAACACUGAAACAGCCAACUCUACUGGUGAACAACUGCUGAAGGCAAACCAAAUAAUUACCAAACAAAACAGUGAGCUCAUUGAAAUGAAAGAGAAGUUGUUAUGCAGAACCGCAAUAGCAUUGGAGCAAGAGAAAGUCAUCGAGCGAAACACUAAAGAAAUAGAUGACCUGAAGUCUCAAAUAGAGGUGACAAUAGACUCUAUGGAUAAACUUAGAAGCGAACUUGAGUCUCUUAAGGAGAAAUAUGUAACUAACGAACAAGCGCUCAAAGAUCGUGAUGAAACUAUUAAGAAUAAUAAUAUGGUUAUCCAAUGGCUUCAUAAAAAGGUGGAUGAAAAUGGAUUCACCAAUGGUUAUGCAAGAAACACAUCCAAAACAGAUGUCCAAUCGGCAGCAAGUUCGACACCUUACUUCAUGGGGAAACGUGUGCAAAAUGAUUCAUCACAAGAAACUGAUGAGACUAUCAACUUUUAUGCCACUUCAAAACUAUCAAGUAUAGAGGAAAGCCCGCAACCGUUGACCUCUGCUAAAAAUGGAUUAGAUCCCAAGUACCUCAAACCAGCGUCUGAAGACAACCAGACACGCAGAAAAGACGGGCUGAGGUCUUCAUCUUCAAAUACACAAAACAAGGGCAAAGAAAACAAGGUGACUGAUUUGCCGAAAGUUGAUUAUAGAGAAAAGAAAUCCUCAAGACCAAAUACAUACCGCGCUACGCCAGUUUCGGCAUAUUUUCCGUGAAUUUAUUUUGUGAACAACCAUUUGAUUGUUUAUAUGUACCUAACCUAUCUAAUUUAAAUAAUGUCUGUAAAUAAAAGUUGACUCGUU
Molecule: messenger RNA, 1969 nt
Organism: Bicyclus anynana (squinting bush brown)
Lineage: Eukaryota; Metazoa; Arthropoda; Insecta; Lepidoptera; Nymphalidae
Gene: Sas-6
Product: spindle assembly abnormal protein 6 homolog
Exons: 12
Coding region: 86-1882 (598 amino acids)
Biological process (GO): centriole replication
Cellular component (GO): centriole
Source: RefSeq, a predicted model, not a curated record